AUGGAGGUGCAGGUAGAGCAAAACAAGAGUGAGUGCAAGAAAAACUACGGAGAAAGAGGGAGACCCAAUGCAAACCCAAGAAGAGUGUUCUGGGAUUUGAGGCCAAUGCAAAUGCCGAUGCCGAGGCAAUCCUUGAACAACAAAAACCACCACCGCCACCUUCUCCACCACUGUCUCCUCCUAUUGCUUACACUUGUAACAAGUGUUGUUUCAUCAGCAAAUAAUGAAGUUCUUGUCCUUCUCUCAUGGCUUCACAGUUCUCCUUCACCACAUUCUUCAUUUUCAAACUGGAACCCAUCAGACCCCAACCCUUGUAAAUGGUCCUACCUUACAUGUUCCCCUGAAAACUUUGUCAUCCAAAUCAAUAUUCAGUCCAUUGAGCUUGCUCUUCCAUUCCCAUCCAACCUUUCAUCUCUUAACUACCUUCAAAGCCUCACUAUUUCUGGAGCCAAUCUCACUGGAACCAUUCCAUUAGACAUCGGAGACAGCACCUCACUUACAGCCAUUGAUGUCAGUUCAAACAGUCUUAUGGGCAGUAUUCCAACAAGCAUUGGAAAGCUUCAAAACCUCCAGGACUUGACAUUGAACUCGAACCAGUUUACUGGGAAAAUCCCAGCAGAGCUUGGUAAUUGCAUUAGCCUUAUAUAUCUCAUUCUAUUCGAUAAUCAGUUCAGUGGGGAUCUUCCAGCUGAACUAGGCAAACUUUCGAAUUUGGAGGUUAUACGAGCUGGAGGGAACAAAAAUAUUUCUGGGAAGAUUCCAGAUGAGCUUGGAAACUGCCAGAAUUUGAAGGUAGUAGGUCUUGCUGAUACUAAAAAUUUCUGGUGCUAUUCCUGCGUCAUUGGGUAA
Molecule: messenger RNA, 849 nt
Organism: Ilex paraguariensis (yerba mate)
Lineage: Eukaryota; Viridiplantae; Streptophyta; Magnoliopsida; Aquifoliales; Aquifoliaceae
Source: the annotation of a GenBank genome assembly